Molecule: messenger RNA, 2810 nt
Organism: Acaromyces ingoldii
Lineage: Eukaryota; Fungi; Basidiomycota; Exobasidiomycetes; Exobasidiales; Cryptobasidiaceae
Product: DEAD-domain-containing protein
Exons: 1
Coding region: 50-2761 (903 amino acids)
Biological process (GO): ribosome biogenesis
Cellular component (GO): nucleus
Molecular function (GO): ATP binding; nucleic acid binding
Source: RefSeq, a predicted model, not a curated record
AGCAGCGCACAACAUCCUCUCUAACGGGAGAGAGAAAAGUGAGGCAAAGAUGGAUGAUGAUGGGCUGAUGCUCAACUUUGCGGCGCCGUCGGGCGCGACGUCAGGCCCGACAGCAAAGAAGAGGCUCAAUGCCAAGGAGAGACAGCAGCAGCAGAGGCAGAGGAGGUGGGCAGGUUCAUCAGCUGCUCAAAAGUCCACGCAACAGCAGCAUCAACAGCAGCAGCAGUUGCAGACACCAAGCUCGGCUUCGUCUUCAACGCCGAUCGUCACCCAGUCUAGCGACCAGACUACAGCGAGCCCGGUGGCAAAAAAUGGGUCAACAUCUGCACCAGCUCCACCUGGCGGGCGGCAGACUAGGCCGACGUCGAGGCCCAGGCCGGAAGGCAGCAACAGUGGACCGGCCCCCACGCCGCGCAACGGUUUCAUUUCCUCCCUCUUCACGGGCAUCGACUCUUCGACGCGAAACAACAAAGGAAAGGAGGCUGCAGCGAUCGAAGAAGACGAAGCACGGGUGUCCAAGAUUCCCUCGAACGCGCCUGCACCAGGCGCCAGCUUCUCGGCGUGUGGCCUUGACGAGCUUCUUGUCUCUCACUUGGCCUCUCCAAGGAUGACAAUUGGGGAUAAGCCAACGAGCAUCCAGCGAAACAGUCUCCCGUUCUUGCUCAGCCAGUCCUCCCUCGACCCUUCGUCCUCGUCCACGUCCACGUCAAAAUUACCGACGGCGGCGCAUCGGGAUGCGCUGCUGCAUGCACAGACGGGCUCCGGCAAAACGCUGGCCUAUCUGCUUCCCAUUAUCCAGUCCUUACUCCCGCUGUGCUCGGCAAGCUGGAUUGAUCGCGGCUCGGUGGGGACACUGGCCAUCAUCCUGGCCCCAACACGGGAGCUGGCGCGGCAGAUCUACGAGGUGGCCGAGUCGCUCUGCAACCUCCAUCUUCGGCUUCGACCGGCUGGUGGUGACGACGACGACGAGAACGAAGAGGCAGACGGGCGGGAGGACGAGGCAAACACGGUGCGAAGGACAAGAUGGAUCGUGCCCGGUCUCCUGUCCGGUGGCUCAACAAAGAACCACGAAAAGUCUCGCCUGAGAAAGGGCCUGCCUCUGAUCGUUGCCACGCCUGGACGGCUGCUAGACCAUCUUCGCAACACGGCUACCUUCGACGUGGGCCGGCUUCAGUGGCUUGUGCUCGACGAGGCCGACCGACUGCUCCAGAUGGGCUUCGAGGAGACGCUCACCGACAUUCUCAAGGCCCUCGAUGCUCGGCGAAGGUCGGCCGUCGAGGUGCAGCGCAACCGCAUGCGCGAGGAGCUGGGUACGCAGGCAAGCACGCUCGACCUCAACGAUGAGGACAACAUCGAGGACUCCUUUGGCAUCAGGUGGUGGCGUUACGGGAGGAGGACUGUGCUGUGCAGUGCGACGCUCGACGAAGGUGUGCAGGUACUCGCAGGCAAGAGUCUCGUGCGGCCAAGGGUGAUUCGAGGCGACGCAAAGGAAGACGAGGAGAUUAGAAAGGCCGCAGACAGCAGCCAAGGAAAGGAGGCGACUCAACCAAUGGCGGCACCCUCGCAGCUGGACCAGCGAUACGUCAUUGUCCCCACCAAGCAGCGACUCAUUCUCCUCGUCGCUCUUCUUCGUCAGAUUAUCUCCUCUGCAUCGGGGAGCACUGCGACAUUUCCCAAGAUCAUGGUCUUCGCCAGCUGUACCGACUCGGUCGACUUUCACUUUCGUGCCCUCGCUGGUGCUCGCAUGACUGAAGGAGCAAGCACUGCCGAGGGAGACGAGGCCGAGGACGAGGACGAGGGAGAAAAGGAAAAGGCCGUUGAGCUUGACUCCGACCUGCUUCCCUCUGUCUCACUCUUUAGACUGCACGGCUCCAUGGCGCAAUCGGACCGUUCGAUGGCACUCAAGCGCUUCUCACGCUCCGCGAAUGAUGCAGGCAAGAAGGCCGCCGUGCUCUUCUGCACCAGCGUCGCCUCGCGCGGCCUCGACCUGAGCGUCUCGCACGUCAUCCAGCUCGACCCGCCCACGGAGCGCGGGGCUGACGAAUACGUGCACCGGAUCGGCCGCACUGCGCGCGCGGGCAAGGCCGGCCAGUCCUGGCUCUUUCUCCUACCGUCUGAAGAGGGAGCGGUGGCGCGAUAUGCGUCCGGCUCCGCGGCCGACAUCACGAUUCGGCCCGUGGACCCGGCGGUGCUGCUCAGGAAGGGCUUUGCGAGCCAGGAGCUCAGCGUCGCACAGUUUCGCGCCACGGCCGUCCAGCUCGCGCUCGAGGGCUGGGCGCUGAAGCACAAGGAGCUCGCGACAAAGGCCUACAAGAACCACCUGAGGGCCUACGCGACGCAUCCGCCGGCCGAGAGGGACGUCUUUGGGCUCCGGAAGCUGCAGCUGGGCCACUUGGCAAAGAGCUUCGGUUUGAGAGACCGGCCAGGCGAAAUGAAGGGCCCGUCGUCAGCUGCGACGGCGAAGACGAAGACGUCGAAAGAUGAGGGAAGGAAGAGGAAGGCGAAGUCUACAGCGGAGGUUGGAGAAGAGGAGGACGACGAUGAGGAAGACGGAGACAUCCUGGAUCAGGUACUCAGCAAGCGGUCCAAGCUCGCGUCCGGCGAUGCAUCGACCCGCGAAGAGGGUGGGUACGGCUUGACGUUUGAGCGAAACAAGGACUCGGAAUCAAGAAUGUACGCAAAGGUCCGACAGCUGGGCAAGCUGAGCAAGAAGGCAGGUGUGCUCGGCGCCCACGGUGCCGAUGAAUUCCAGCUGGCCUAGCUAGCAAGACACUCUCAAACACAUGAAAUGGACUGUAAUUGUAUUGGGC